AUGGGUGGAAAUUCCCUCCAAAUUCUCCUCACUUUUGUUCUUUUUUUGUUGUGCACGAAGCCAACCCUCAGCUGCAUAGAGCAGGAGAGACAGGCACUUCUUAAGAUUAAGGAGGACCUUAUUGAUGACUAUGGUCAUCUUUAUUCUUGGAGUGCUGAAGAAGGGUCAAAAGAUUGUUGCAAAUGGGGAGGGGUCCGCUGUAGCAACCAAACAGGCCACAUAAUCAUGCUCAAUCUUAAUUUCUCCAACUUGGAACCUCUGAGAGGUAAACUUAGUCCUUUUUUGAUUGACUUACAAUAUUUGAAUCAUUUGGACGUACAAAACAAUGAUUUUAAUCAAAGUCAAAUCCCAAACUCCAUUGGUUCUCUCUCCAACCUAAUACACCUUGACCUUAAAUUUGCAAAUUUCGGAACAAACAUUCCUUUUCAUCUUGGGAACCUUUCGAGCCUGCAGUAUCUUGAUCUUAGCUGGAAUAAUUUUAAUAAUCCUGAAAACUUAGAGUGGCUCCCUCAACUUUAUUCUUUAAGAUACCUUGACAUGAGUUCUGUUAACUUGAGCAAAGUUAAUAAUUGGCUCCAAGUAGUGAAUAAGCUACCUUACUUGACAUCCUUGCACUUGGAAUCAUGUAAUCUUCCAAGUAUUUUCUCUGUUUGGCUUGUUAAUUCUUCUACUUCUCUUCAUUCCCUCGAUCUCUCUGAUAACAGUCUCACAUCUUCUUCUUCUGUACUACAGUGGUUGUUCAACUUCAACACCAGUGUUGUUAAACUUGAUUUACGAUUUAAUCAAUUUCAUGGUUUAAUUCCAGAUGGUUUUAGCAAAAUGAAGUCUUUGACACAUCUCUUUCUUGAUUAUAAUGAGCUUGAAGGAGGGAUACCAAAAACCUUUAGUGGUCUGUGUAAUUUAAAUACAUUGUCUCUGCCAGUGAACAAUCUUAACGGACAACUUCUUGAAUUUUUUCAUAACUUGACUGGUUGUGCUAGCCAAUCAAUAGAGGUUUUGAAUUUAGAUUGGAAUCAAAUCAUGGGAUCGUUACCUGACCUCGCAACAUUUCCAUCAUUGAGAGAAUUAGGGCUUCAUCACAAUCAUUUGAAUGGGACAAUACUUGACAAUUUGGGAAAACAAUCCAGGCUAGAGAGAUUGUAUCUUGGUCAUAAUUCAUUUGAAGGUUUUAUUUCUGAAGCCCACUUCUCAGAGCUUACAAAAUUGAAGUAUUUGGACUUAUCUAAUACCUCAUUGGUUUUCAACUUCAGCUCUGAUUGGGUUCCACCUUUCCAAUUAGAAAAAAUAGCUUUAUGGUCUUGCCAACUAGGCCCUCAAUUCCCAAAAUGGCUUCAAACUCAAAAAAAUUGCAUUUGGCUUGAUAUUUCUAAUUCUGGAAUUUCAGAUUCCCUUUUUAAUUCAUAUUGGAUCUUCUCUCCUCGAUUAGUUUAUAUGAAUAUGUCUCACAACCAAAUCAGUGGUCACAUACCAAAUUUGUCAUUGGAGUUCUCCUCUCCCCCCACAAUAGACUUGAGUUCCAAUAAACUGGAAGGUGAAAUACCAUCAUUUUUAUUUAAAGUUACUCAUUUGGAUAUUUCUAAUAAUUUGUUUUCGGAGCCAGCCUUAUUCUUAUGUACAACCAAUAAUAGGAAUUUGAGCAUUCUAGACCUCUCCAACAAUCAAUUAUUGGGAGAGCUUCCUAACUGCUGGAUGCAUUUUGAAGGACUUAAAAUUCUUAAUGUGGCAAACAAUCGUUUUCAUGGGAAAAUCCCAAACUCAAUAGGUUCCUUACUUGGGAUUGAAAUACUAGAUUUAGGCAACAAUAGUUUCACUGGAGAACUUCCUUCCUCAUUGAAGAAUUGUACAAAGUUGAAAUUUGUUAAUCUUCGAGAUAACAAAUUGUCGGGACAAAUACCGAUGUGGUUAGGGAGCAGUCAUCCUGAUUUAGUUGUGCUUUUCCUUCGAUCGAAUCACUUCUUUGGAAGCUUUCCUUCACAUCUAUGUGAUUUGAAACAUCUUCAACUUUUGGACCUUGCUUUAAACCAUAUCUCAGGAAGUAUACCAAAAUGCAUCAACAGUCUUACUGCUUUGACUAGUCCAAUUUCAACCACUGGUCAUCUUUAUAAAGGUCCUCUGGACUUUUUCCACUGUGAUGACCUUGCAUUUUGGUUGUGGAAAGGAAGAGAUCUCUCUAGUAAUCUUGGACAAAUAAAGAGCAUAGAUCUCUCUAGUAAUAAAAUUACUGGGCCAAUUCCAAGGGAAAUUACGGAACUUGUUGGAUUGAUUUCUUUGAAUCUCUCAAGAAACCUUUUAACUAGAAGAAUCACUACAGAGAUUGGUGCGUUACGGUCAUUAGAAGUCUUGGAUCUAUCUGAGAAUCAAUUAUCGGGUGGAAUUCCUUCAAGCAUCGCUCUUAUUAAUUCUCUAAAUUUCUUGGACUUGUCAAACAAUAACCUUUCAGGCAUAAUUCCAACAGGCCCUCAACUCAAUACCUUUAAUGCCACUGCAUAUGAAGAUAACCCAAAUCUUUGUGGAUUUCCACUUCCAAAGAAAUGUCCAGGAGAAACAAAUCAAAAUCCAGCUGUGAAUAGAGGUGGUGACCAUGCUGGCAUUCAAGAGACAGAAGAUGGGUUUAUAACCCCAGGAUUUUAUGUUAGUGUGGCCCUUGGAUUUGUCAUCGGUUUUUUGGGAGUUUUUGGCACAUUACUACUAAACAGGUCAUGGCAAUUCUCCCAUUUCAAUUUCUUGAACAAUGUCAAAGAUAAGCAGGAUGUGACCGUAGUAGUGAAUAUGGCUAGAUUACGGAGGCAGCAUCAAACAUAA
This is a messenger RNA of Quercus robur (English oak), 2802 nucleotides long. Its product is annotated as receptor-like protein EIX1. NCBI's taxonomy places the organism in Eukaryota, Viridiplantae, Streptophyta, Magnoliopsida, Fagales, Fagaceae. The coding region runs from base 1 to 2802 and encodes 933 amino acids. The transcript has a single exon. Gene Ontology annotation, molecular function: protein binding. The record is from RefSeq and is a predicted model, not a curated record.